Molecule: messenger RNA, 3393 nt
Organism: Gracilinanus agilis (Agile Gracile Mouse Opossum)
Lineage: Eukaryota; Metazoa; Chordata; Mammalia; Didelphimorphia; Didelphidae
Gene: ARMC2
Product: armadillo repeat containing 2
Exons: 19
Coding region: 147-2756 (869 amino acids)
Biological process (GO): cilium organization; sperm axoneme assembly
Molecular function (GO): protein binding
Source: RefSeq, a predicted model, not a curated record
UGAGGCUUCAGCUGCUGCCUCCGCCUCCACCGUCGUCGCCUCCCGGAGGCUGGAAUAAUGAGCUGAGCCGCAGUCACCGACGUUUCCAGCUCUGACUACAGUGUGUGGUGUGCUUCCCGAAGGGUACUUUGCCUUAAAAAAGAAAGAUGCAGUCUUCACAUGAUAAAAAAUUAGAAAAAUUGGACCCAUUUUAUAGACGUUCAGUAACCAAACAGAAGACCAGUGCAGAAAUCAUCAGUGAAGCACGAAAUGCACUAAGAACUGUUAGAACUCAAAGACCAUUUACACCACGUGAAGAUCAAAGAAAACUAUUUGGACCAGCAUCUUCAAGAACAGCAGAUAAUAGACCUCCUUCGUCUUUUAGCCUUCAUGCUUCCAGCUUUGAAUCAUCUGAUUCAAGACCAAUUUCUGGUACGCGGCUCAGUCCACUAGAGCUUAAACCAAAAAUUCUUGCAUCUCUAUCUAAAGAAGAUGAAGCUUCUAUUUCCUUUCCUAAACCUCCAGUGGACCCCGUGAAGAUUAGAAGAGUAAGCAGUGCCCGUGCACGUUUAUUCAAGGCAUCCUCUCAGGGAAGUCUUCUUCCAGACAAAAUAUUUCAUCUUGAUGAGUCAAAGAAGAGGCUGAAAUCUGAGGAAACUAUAAUCACGGGAGAUUCUCCAAUUAAAAUACAUGGAAUUUGCCUAACAGAAUUAAAUUCCAUUGGUCAUUUUAACAGUCAUAUACCUCAAAUAACACAUGAUGGGGAUCAAAAUGAAAUCAAUGAAAGGGAUAUUUUGAAAGCGACAGCAUUAGCAACACCAGUCCAUCUCAGAAGUGGAGGUGAUCCAACAAAAAGACAUGCCAGGGCUUCGUCAUGUCCGGUCAGUACUGACAAGAAAACACUGGAAUCAAAAAAAAUUCCGAGGAACUUGGAAGAAAUUGAGAUAGACACAGAAACAGAAGAGGAAGAAAUCUUUUGGAGUACACGGAUCUUACCAGUCUUACAUGAAUUAGAGAAGGAAGACAAUAUUGAAAAUUUUUGUGUGGCCUGCACCCAGCUUCAUCAAGCUUUAGAGGAAGGAAGCAUGCUUGGAAAGAGAUUCAAGAAAAGAAGUGUACUUCUGAAGACAUUAUAUAAACUGGUUGAUGUUGGUUCAGACUUGCUCAGCCUCAAACUUGCAAAAAUCAUUCUAGCUCUUAAAGUAAGUGGAAAGAAUCUUCUCAAUGUCUGCAAACUCAUAUUUAAAAUUAGCAGGAGUGAGAAGAAUGAUUCUCUCAUCCAAAAUGAUAGUAUUCUUGAUUCAUUGUUGGAGGUGCUAAAAGUAGAAGACCUUCAAACUAAUAAUGAGGCUUUUUUGUACUGCAUGGGGGCUAUUAAAUUCAUUUCUGGGAAUCCAAGAUUUCUUAAUGAAAUGAUCAGCAAAGGCGCUGUUGAAAUACUGUUACAAUUGAUGAGGCAGAUAAAUGAGAACAUGAGGAAAUGUGGGGCAUGUUCCUCCAACUCAGGACACUUGUUAGUCCAGAUGACUGCCACCAUGAGAAAUUUGGUUGAUUUACCCAUGGCAAGGUGUAAAUUAUUGAACAACAAUGCCCUCCCGGUGCUCUGUGGAGUGAUGGAGCAGUAUGAAAAUGAUAAGGAUGUCUGCACCAAUGUUGCUAGAAUAUUAAGCAAACUUUCUUCCUAUCAUGACUGCUGUGCAGCCUUGGCUGACUAUUCCAGAUGUUAUGCCUUAUUUUUGAGCCUGAUAAACCAGUAUGAGAAGAAGCAGGAUUUAAUCGUUCGUAUUGUUUUCAUUCUUGGCAACCUAACAGCUAAAAAUAAUCAAGCCCGGGAACAGUUUUCUAAGGAAAAAGGUUGCAUCAAAACCCUCUUAUCAUUAUUCAAUACUUAUUAUGAAAUGGAUUUGAAUUCUGUGAAAGGAAUGGAUGAUGAAGAAGGAAAGGACAAGAAGCAGAAGCAGCCUUCUGAGGUGGAAGAUGUACUUAUAAAAGUGAUCCGAGUGCUGGCCAAUAUCUCCAUUCACCCCAGUAUUGGGGCAACUUUGGCUGCAAACCAACAAGUAGUGGCAUUACUCGUCACAACCUUGGAAUAUAAAUCUAUUGAUGAAUGUGAAGAACUGGUAAUUAAUGCUACAGCAACAAUCAACAAUUUGUCUUUCUACCAAGUGAAGAAUUCCAUUAUUCAGGACCGAAAGCUGCGCAUCGCCGAAUUGCUCUUAAAGCUUCUAAUGAGCAGCAACAUGGAUGGAAUCCUGGAGGCUGUGCGUGUCUUUGGCAAUCUUUCCCAAUAUGAUGAGAUUUGUGACUUCAUUGUACAGAAAAAUAUCUACAAAUUUAUGAUUGCAUUGCUGGAUGCCAAGCACCAGGAUGUUUGCUUUUCUGCCUGUGGAGUCCUUCUAAACCUCACUGUAGACAAAGACAAGCGUGUUAUCCUAAAAGAAGGGGGCGGAAUUAAAAAGUUAGUGGAUUGUUUAAGAGACUUUGGCCCUACAGAUUGGCAGCUGGCCUGCUUGGUUUGUAAAACAUUAUGGAAUUAUAGUGAAAAUGUCACGAAUCCUUCAUCAUGUUUUGGAGAUGAGGACACAAAUGCACUCUUAGUCUUAUUGUCAUCAUUUUUAGAUGAAGAACUAGCCCUGGAUUAUAGUUUUGACAGAGACUUAAGAGAUUAUCACAAACUUUAUUGGGAGACAGAAUUCAAACCUGUGGCACAACAACUUCUUAAACGUAUUCAGAGCCAUCACACCUUCCUUGAACCUCUACCUAUUCCUUCUUUUUAAUAUGGUAAAAGUCUGUUUUAUUUUUUAGCUUUUAAAAAUAUAUUGCAACUGAAGGUUCAUUUCAUACAACCCAAGAAUAAUUUCGAAAGAAAGAAUUUUGCCAUCAUCAAAAAGGUGCACGCAUCUCUCAUUUCACUAGAAUGGCUGCAGUUUUUUAAAUCCAGGCCUGCUUUACUACUAUCAGAGAGGAAAAAUUCAUCUGCAACUGGCUGUUUAGUGGAGGUGUUCAUGGUGCCACAGAAGCAGUAAUCUCGUUUACCAUAUUGAAAGACUCAAAACAAUGGGUUUAAGGAAAUGAAAUGUGAAAAAUAAAAAGUCAGUGCCCACUGUAUCAAGUAGUUCUCAAACUCCUUUGCCUGGCAAUCAAGCUCCUCAAUCAAUAUGGCCCCAUGUCUUGUUUUCUCUUCUCACUUCUCUUCACAUAUAAACUCUAUGCUCCAGCUCAAGAUGGGCUCCGCUUCUCUUUCCAUUCUGCAUUCCUGCCCUUCCUUUAAAGUCCAUAUUCCUUCCAGACCUAGAAAGCACUUUGUUUUUUGCAAUUCAAUGCACGUAUGUAAUAUUAUGUAUAUGUCCUGUAUUUGUGUCUUAUUCGGAUAUUAGACUGUAAGCUCCAAGAGAGAGCAGGGACUAUGUCAAC